CGGGCCGUGGUGCUGGAUUGCCGGGUCGGGCAUGUGGCGGAUGGUGUGUGUGGGCCGGCGGUUCUUGCGGCCUCUCUCCGCCGCACCGGCGGGCCCACUCCGGCCUCAGCCGCUCUCCUGCCUGGUCGAAGCUGCCCGAAGGAACUGCGCGGGAGCGGGAGGCGGCGGUGCUGGGGCACUGGGGGCGGUGACAGUGGAGCGGCGGCGGGCGGCAGACACUGUUCUUCCAGCGUUCAACAUUGACUUUGUUGUAGCUCUUCUGAGGCAAGAAAAUGCAAAAGACAUCUGUGUCAUCCAACUACCUCCAGAAAUACAAUAUUGCAAUUAUUUCAUAAUUGUGAGUGGAUCUUCAACACGGCAUCUCCAUGCAAUGGCACAUUACAUGCUGAAAAUGUACAAGCUUCACAAAGAAGUUGGUGAUCCUCAUACUCGGAUUGAAGGGAAAGAGACAGAUGACUGGCUGUGCAUCGAUUUUGGUACCAUAGUGAUGCACUUCAUGCUGCCAGAGACAAGAGAUGUUUAUGAGUUGGAGAAGCUAUGGACUCUCCGUUCUUAUGAUGACCAGUUAGCGCAGAUGACUUCACAGUCACUACCAGAAGACUUUGUACUUGGACUGACAUCUGACAUCAGUGAUCACCUUGAGACAAGAACUUAAAGCAGCUGCUGACUGGAGAGAGAAGCAAGCAUGCAUCACAGAGCUGAGAGAGAUACAGGCCUGGCUGCUGACUUAACAGUCACUGCAAUUGAUCAGUGCAAAGCAUUGGAUUUGGUGGAUCUGCAUAGGUAAAGUUCUGACCAAGUUACAGAAUUGUUGAAGUUAGGAAAAACCCUUAAGUUCAAGUCCAACCAUAAAAUGUCAAAGAAAGAAUCCUGUUAUAGGGGUUUGGGGUUUUUUUUUUCCUUCCUGGAGGAGUCACUCUCUCACCAGAGUUUGCAUUGAGAAGAAUGGGGCAGGCAGUUGCUUAAACUUUCUGAAAUUCAUGCUCAGCUGCUACAAUAAUUGUUUUUCUAGUAUCUUUGUAAGCCCUGGCUGUGAUACCAGCACAAAAAAGAUUUAAGUGCUGCAGGGAAAGAAAUACAUGGAAUGAAAUACAUGGAAUAGUACAUUUUAGAUACAGGUUCUUGUAGGAAGCCAUUUGCUUCUAGUCACAGAGAGAUCAGUCAGGCUCCAGACUGAAGGAGGAGAAAACCUGGUUGGAAUUACUGAGCACAUAAAAGCUAAGAGGGGCAGUGACAAAUAAAUAUUUUAAGUUAACAGAACAUUAAGUCCAGUCUUCAGCCAAGGCCAAUCUGAUUUUAAUAAUGAAAACUAAAAUCUUGAAGAGUUUCAAUUGAUUGUCUUCAUGUUAAAAUAUUCAGCUUGUUCCAAGUGUGCAGUUGGUUCCUCUCCUUGUUUUCCUUCUCACCUAGUUGCUGGAAAAGGACACUGAGACAGUGUGCCAUAGUAGUGUAAACUUUUCAACUGUUUUUGCCUUCAAAAGAGCUGAAGGGAAGCCUUUGAUCACUGAGCAUUGCUUGCUGCUGCUAAUGUGGUGUUCAGCGUGUUGAGAAGUUCAUUGUGUUCUUAGUCUGGCCACGGUGUGGUCCCCUGAGCAGCAGAGCUUCAAGAUAGUGGCAGAACUUGUCCACAUAGGACAAGAUACUUCUUUCUGCUGCAGGACAGGUCUUUCAUCACUAAAAAUUAGCAUCUCUUGCUUCUAGAGACACCUGCUCUACCUUGCAUUGGGAAGGAAGUAGUAAAUUCUGAGGGCAGUCAGCUUUUUCCUCCAUAGACUCACAAACACCUUCCAGCCCUGCUGCUGUUCAUCGUGCUCAAAAAAGUGAUGCUGGUUUCACGCCCUAGGAUAAGGGAGAGUGCAUGCAUGUGGGGUGGUUGUAUUUUGUAAUAACCCCUCAAAAAAAUCUCAAGUCCUUUUCAUACUGGUUAUGUUUUCUUGCUGUGUCUAUUCUCUUCUUUGAGGAAAGCAGCACCUGAGCGCACCUCUGCAUUGAUACAAGGCAACAGAAAAUAGUUCCGCUUAUAAAGCAGGGAACUAUUAAAUAGGUAGCUAAACUAUGCAAAUAAAACAUCCUUGGCCACAAGAGAAAGACUGAUGAUAAGUCUGACUGAAAAGAAAGAUUUUUUUUUUUAAUGCUUCACUACACUUGUCAAUAACCCACCUAGGGGAAAGGAAACCUUGGCUGGCUUACAGCAGUGGCUUCCAAGUAAGGUAUUUCAUCCUAGGAGGCAGACAGAGCAGUAACUUCAGAUCAUUUUGUGAAAGCAUUUGCCUUUCAGUGCUGCUGAAGAUAGGUAAUAGUAGAUGAAUGGAGGCAGGUUCAGCAAACAUUAUGCCAUUAUACGAACCCAUAUUUAGUAACCGGAACCAUGUGCAGGAGCCUGUCUGAAAGAGCACAAGUAACAAAAGAGCACCCAGAACAGUAAGAGAUAGGGAAUGAUUUCCUUCUGAACAGACUGACAGCUGGAAAGGGGUUGUAGUCUGUGGAACAAGACAAAGUGAGGAGACAGAAAUGAGUGAACUAAAUGAAAAUGUGUAACUGAAUUUAGUGCCAGAGCACACUGUGAAAAAGAUUUAUAACAAAGCAUCCACUGGUUUCUAUCAAAUGAUCAGAGUGGGAGCUUAAGAACUUCCACAUCCCCCAUUUAACAGAAGCAGUCUGUGCUGAGCCACCACAAUGCCACAGCCAGGUCUGACAUGGAGAGCUUUUGGCCUGAUGGUCUUAAAAAGCAAGAACCUAAGAAUGAACAAGGAUCAGUACCAUGCAACAUUAAAGCCCUUUUGGGAGGAAAACCUUUGGGAAUGGCUUCGGUUCUGUGCACUGGGUGGUUUCUGCGUGAAAUAGAAAUACCAAGCAGCUUGUCCAAUGAGUCUGCAGAUUUGUUCAGUCCUGCACAGAAGAAUGUGGAAGUCUGCCUUCAUGCAGGGCCCUUUGAUGAUGAGAUGAACCAGACAAUUUUCAAGGUAGAACUUUUGUCAUCGUUCCAGAGAUUUCCUGCACUGCACUUGAAUCAUUUAAUUGGCAAGCAGUGUUUGCUUCCAUCAGUUGAGCUAACAUCUCUUAACAGCCCAGCCAUGAAUGUCCAUGUACAUUUGAAAAUCCUGUGCCCAAGUACCCUGUUGAGACCAUCCUUCAUUUAACAACAACUAAUACACAGAGCACAUGCCUUGGAAAUUGCAGCGUAAGACUAGAAGCUCUGGAAGGUUAGAAGCAAAUAAAAACAUCAUGGUUAAGCAAAUGCUUAAAACAGGGGUUUAGCUGUCACAAAUGCACCAGCAAUACAGAGGAAGGCUUCUUGUGUUGCUCAGAUGGCAGAGAUUGCUCAAUACUGGCACAAAAAAAUGAUCUGUGACAUCCAACAGUCUAUGCAGUGUAUUCUACAGACAUUUCUUAAUUCAUUCUUCCUGCUACUUGGUCCCAGUAGAUGAGCUGUGAGCACAAGUAGGAGGGUGCAAACAUUUAAAAAAGAAAUCUGGUUUUUCACUCUUUAAAAAAAUACAGAACUAAGUUAUUCAUGAUGAUUCUUCA
Pogoniulus pusillus (Red-fronted tinkerbird) is the source of this 3528-nucleotide messenger RNA. RefSeq names its product mitochondrial assembly of ribosomal large subunit 1 (gene MALSU1). Gene Ontology annotation, biological process: negative regulation of ribosome biogenesis; negative regulation of translation. Gene Ontology annotation, molecular function: ribosomal large subunit binding. The coding region runs from base 32 to 655 and encodes 207 amino acids. The transcript is spliced from 4 exons. Gene Ontology annotation, cellular component: mitochondrion. NCBI's taxonomy places the organism in Eukaryota, Metazoa, Chordata, Aves, Piciformes, Lybiidae. The record is from RefSeq and is a predicted model, not a curated record.